AAUAUAAAUUAAAUAAAAAAAUACUAAAAUUUAAAUAAAAAUAAAUUAAUUAAAAAAAGUAAAUUAAAAAAGUGAAAUUUAAUAAAAUAUUAUUUAUCAGAUAUAAAACUAAAUACUUACAUAUGUAUGUACGCAUAAAGCAACUAAUAUUGCAGAUAUAGUAAAAUCCACCCCUCUCUUUUUCGCAACAUCCCUACCACUCUGUAAACGAUCUUUGUAGUUUUGGGCAUUUACGCAAAUCAUAAAUGCCUACACACCGCUGUAUAAUGUUGAAGUACACAUUUAUAUGCCCAAAUACAUACCUACAUGGACAUAAAUGUUUUUUAUAUUUAUUUGACGCACUUGAAAAACGAAAAGCAUAGAGCAGAUAAACUCUAGCCGAAUAGCGUACUGUAGUUAAACAAUAAUAAAAAUAACCUCUGCUUAUUUGUAUAAAAAAACACAUACACGUACCCUUCUUUAACUCAUUCCUCACCACCAGCAACCGAUAUUACCAUAAGAAUUUUGGCUCGUCAUGCACAAAUACAUUGACAUGUCAACUAUAAUAUACAUAUGUAUGCGUAUGUGUACUAUUCGCUUUUACUAUUGCAAAUUAUAUACACUUCAUACUUUUACGCUUUUAUACCCUUCAGCUAUACGCCACUAAUCAUAAUUGCCGCCGUUAGUUUAUGGCAUUUUUAGUGCCAUGUUGUCUUUGUGUUGCGGCUUCUCUUCAGCCAACUCGCUACAACUCGACCGAGUCGCAUUGUUUUGGAAUUUGUACCCCGUUGCAUAUACAGCAUACAUAUAAAUACGCACGCACGUAUGUGCAUAUGUCUGUCUGUAGCACUCACGCACCGCGCGUGCAGUGGCUCACCCCUUUCCAGCCUUCUCCACCACCAACAGCUGCUAUCUAGCUUCACCUCAACUCGUAUUAUGUACUAUAUUUAUUUGUUUAUUGUGCGUAUAGCUCUCAACCCCGCUCACCCACUCAGCCCCCCUGUACGCUUAUGUCAUAAAAUUCUGCCAUUGCGUGCUUUUCAUUGCAUACAUAUGUACGCUGUUACGUAGCCGCUGCGUAUGUUUGUAUUAACGUGUGUCGUCAUUCCGCCACAAAGCAGAUCAUAUCAUAGGAGGCUCACUUGAAAAACUACCCAUCAUUUGGGCAUACGCAAUGCGUAGUAGUUGCUUCAAUAAACCGCAUUUUUUAUUAGUAUUUGUGAGCGCUCUUCUCACGCAUAGCUAAUACUUAUACAGUUUGUUGUUGUUAAGUUGGGAGGGGGUACGUACAAUGCCGUGACUCUACUGGGGUUGCUUAUGCGGAUUACGUAGUGAAGUUGUCAAUGUUAGUGCUUGUUUUGGUUCACUUUAUGGUGCGUCGUCGUUUGGAGGGGGUGUGGUGGUGGUGUAUUGGAGCAACAAACCAUUGUUAAACGCUCGCAAAGCUUAGCGCCGCCAGAGAGAGUGUGGUGAGAGCGUGUGUGAAUCGGUGAGUAGUGGACUAACGAGUGUGCGUACAAAUUUUGCCAGCACAACACGGUGACGAGCGCAAAGGUUGUGCUUAAUCAAAUUCGGCAAGAAAUUCAUUAUUUAAUGGCAGCUAGAAAUUUCAGCAUUUGUUUGCUUUGGCAAAUAAUAAUGCCAGCAACUGCUUUAUUGUAUAAGAAAAAAUAUGAAAAUAUACAAGUAAUUCGUGCAUCAAAUGUUUUUACUGACUUUUCAUAAUUUACUGUAGUAAUUGUGAAAGUGAAAAAAAGAAUUUGCUCACAAGCGGUUUGUGCAAGAAAUCAACUACUAGUUACUCGCCUUAAAUUCGCAAAGCUGAAACAACGCAGCCAUUAAUAGUCAACUUAUUUACGCGUUUUAAUUGCGCUAGCUCUUAUUAUAGUGUUAUUAUUUAAACUGCGCGUAUUUUUGUGUUUGUGUGUGCGAAUUUGAAUGGAAAACUUAAAUAUAAUACAUUUGUAUUAAAAUAAUACACUCGCCGACUUCUCCAUGCGCUCAUGCUGAGAAUUCCGCUAUAGCUCCUUUGUUUUUGACUUUGCUUUAUAUGUUUUUUUCGUGCUCAUUUAAACAAACGUCUUUGGCUUUCUUCUAAUAAAAAUUCGUAUUUUGCGUGUUGCAGCAAUAAUCACAAACAGCAAAAAGUGGUUGCAACAAAUAAAACAACAACUACUUACAUAUACAAACGAGUUUAUUCAUAAAAUAGAUGGAAAAGCUGCAACAACAGCUGUUUCAGAUAAACGGUCAACAGCAGCAACAGAUCCUGUCGCCGUGCAGCACGAUGCCAGCGAUGCCAAAAGAAAAGGCCACCGCAGUAUCGUUAAGUGAGAGCAAUUUCACCGAAUUGAAAUUCAAAGAAUUAUCCCUGAAUACAACAAACAACAGCGCCGCCACAAUGGCCACCACAGCAACAAGUCGCAUGCAUCAGCAUAGCACACAGCCACCCACACAUCAUUUACCUGCAGCAGCCGUACAGACAACAAACACAACAACAGCAACAGCGCCGACAGCUACAACCACACAACAGCCCACAAUGCCACAUCAUUGGACUCAACGCCAAAGCCAACAACAACAACAACAAAUGGUACAGUCACAGUCGCGCAACAGCCUAUGCGGCUGCGGCAACAUCUCGGCGAUCAUACCCGAGUCAGUGGGCAGCUUAAAUCAUGGCAGCAGUAAAUAUCUAACAAAUGGGCAUUCAUCACCUUUGGCAGCCGCUGUAGCCGCUGCACAGCAGAACGGCGCUACAACGCCGGAACACACGCCGACAUGUUGUCGUUAUCAGCAACAGCAACAACACCAACAACAGAAUGGCUAUGACAGCGUCGAACACCAGCAACAACAACAAUUGUCACGCACAUACAACAACAAUGCGCUAGCAGGUGGUGGUGGUAGCAAUGCACCACCCACCACCGCCAUCAAUAUCUCCGCCUCGACCGCCGCAACACUCUCAGUAGCAUCUGCUGCCAACAUCGGCUCCACCGGUGCAUCCACAUCGCCCACAAAUGUCGCCGUAACGCCGCCAAAGAAAUCGCCAAACGACUAUAUUUUCGGCAAAUACAUUGGCGAGGGCAGCUUCAGCAAUGUUUAUCUCGCCGUCGAUGUGAAUACGAAACGUGAAUAUGCAAUUAAAGUCUGCGAAAAACGUCACAUCAUACGCGAGGACAAACAGGAGUAUGUGCGUCGUGAACGCGAAGCGCUACACAUGAUGACCAAUGUGCCGGGUUUCGUGAAUUUAUCAUGCACGUUCCAGGAUCGUCGUUCGCUGUACUUUGUGAUGACCUAUGCCAAAAACGGCGAUUUGCUGCCGUACAUCAACAAGGUGGGCUCCUUCGAUGUGGACUGCACACGCCACUAUGUCGCCGAAUUAGUAUUAGCUUGCGAGCAAAUGCACUAUCGCAAUGUGGUGCAUCGUGACCUGAAGCCAGAGAAUAUACUCUUAGAUGAGGAUAUGCAUACGUUGAUUGCCGAUUUUGGUUCGGCGAAAAUCUUCAAACCUGAAGAAUGUAUUAAUCCCGUCAAACCGGCACCAUUUUCGUUGGGUCGUCGUAGCGGACGUAAUUCACAGAAUCGCAGCGAUGAUGACGAUGAUGAGGAUGACGACACUGAGGAUACCAAUGAUACGUGUAGCGAUGAUGAUAAUGCGCCCGGUGGACGCGGUGGCCUGUAUUAUUAUCGUGGACGUAAGGGCAGUUUUGUUGGUACAGCGCAAUAUGUGUCGCCGGAAGUGCUGCGUAAUGGUUUCGUUUCACCUGCUGCUGAUCUCUGGGCACUCGGUUGUAUAGUGUAUCAAAUGAUUUCCGGUCUGCCGCCGUUCCGUGGCAGCAAUGAUUAUGUCAUAUUCAGAGAAAUACUCUCCGGCGAUCUAGACUUUCCGCAAGGCUUCGAUAAGGAUGCCGAAGAUCUAGUCAGACAACUAUUGAAGAUACGACCCGAGGAACGUUUGGGCUCACAAGAUGCCAAAGGCAGUUAUGUCAGCAUACGUGCGCAUCCAUUCUUUAAUGGCAUCGAUUUUGCGACAAUACGUCAGCAGACACCGCCACCAAUUUACCCAUACUUGCCGGGCGUAUCGAAGGAUGACGGCUUUAGUUCGCAUUAUUUUAUGCCAGAGAAUCUAGAACCCGGCUUGGAUGAUAAGCAGCUGACACGUUUGCUCGGCAUGGAAUUGGGCACAUACAUUGAGAAAAAGACUGUAGUAAAAAAUAUUUACGACCUUUCGGAGAGCGAAAAGCAAAAACGUUUGGAGCAACAAAAGUCUGAUAAAUGGCACGUCUUCGCCGAUAACGAAGUCAUCCUGAAGAAGGGUUACAUCAACAAACGCAAAGGUCUGUUCGCGCGCAAACGCAUGCUGCUAUUAACAACGGGUCCACGGCUCAUCUACAUUGAUCCCGUGCAGAUGGUGAAGAAAGGCGAAAUACCAUGGAGCGGCGAAUUGCGUGUCGAGCCGAAAAACUUCAAAAUAUUCUUUGUGCACACGCCCAACCGAACGUACUAUUUGGACGAUCCCGAUGGUUACUCACUCGAAUGGGUCGACUCCAUUGAACGCAUGCACAAACUCACCUACCCCGAUAGCGAUACCGGCGCGACGACGACGUCGACGGCGACAGGCACCUCGCCGAAAUCGUCACAUCGAACUAACUCACCAACGUUCUUCAGCAGCGGCGGCGGCGGCAGCCACUCCAGCGGCAGCAGCAGCAGCGGCAACAUGUUGACCGCGGCCAUCGCCGCCGCCACAGGCCGAACGACGAAAACGGCGUCGAAUUGAAUGAAGCGACCGCCGCCACCACCACCACCACGUCGUCGUCGUCAACCAGAUAUUAUAUAUCUACUAAAGAAUGCAACAAGAAUUCUACAAAAACACGCAAAGGCACACAGCAUACAAAUGCGUGCCGAAUUGCAGCUAAAAACCUAGGUGUUCCAAGGCAGAAUGUAUUUGCCGCCGCUGUGACUCCACACAGAGCAGCGCUGUUAAAGCAACAACAAAAAAGUAAAAACUACUAAAACCGAAGUGGAACAACAACAACAGCGCGCAGCAAAACAUUUAAAGUAAUAUUAAAACAAAAAAUAUAUAUAUACACACACAUACAUACAUAUACAAAUGUUUAGAACAAAUUUAGUUCAAAUCAGCAAAUACAUAAAAUGAUUAUUAAUUAAACAUAAUAAUUAUAAUUAAUAAAUAAUAAUUAAUAAUUAAACUAAUCUUAUAUAUAAAAUAGAAGUGAAGUAUAGCGAAUAGCAAAAAAAAAAAAAACAAAAACAAAAAAUUAAAUUAAUUUAAUAUAAUGUAACAAUUAAUUGCAGCCUAGUAAUGUAACAGCAUUAAGUAACAGUAAAUUAGCGUAGCGAGGAGUGGCGUGUUGUGCGCGGACAUAGCAAAAAUUUAGCAAACAAUACUUAGCGUUUAAGUGAAAUGGUCCGAAAAUGUGCUUAGUAAAAUGUAAAUGUGUGAAAACAGCAACAACAACAACUGCAACAAUAGUUGAUAUUAAAUGCGUGAACGAAUUUGACACUCGGCAAACAAAAGGUGAGGCGCGAGCAAUAUGUUGUAUGACAAUGUGUAGGUGUGGCAGAAUGUAUAAAUGUGUGAGGUGGCGUGAUGGAAAUGCUAGAAAUUGUAGAAGCAGAAGAAGAAGCAGCGCGGUAAAUUUUACAAUAUUUAUGCAUAUGCUAACUUUACAACAACUAAGACACAUGCUAAUUAUGCGAUUAAAUUAUAAAUGCAUGCCAGACGGACACACACAUAUAUACAUGCAUACAUACAUACAUACAUACAUUGUAUAUGCAUACAUGCAGUUGCAAGCAGGCGUAUAUAGUGUGUAGUGGGCAAAAGUGUAGGAAAACACGUGCAAAAUUCUAUAUAUAUGUACAUGUAUAUAAGCCUACAUGCAUAUACAUACAUAUUGACGUGUAAAAGUAUAAUUUAAAUUAAUGUAAUUCUAAUUGUAAACAAAUGUGAAUAUUUUGUAGUUAGUCACAAUUAAAUGAAUUAUACACAGCAGAGUAGAGCAGCAAGCAGGCAAAAAACAGCGUGCAUAUGUAUACAUACAUACAUAUGUGCGUGUCAUAGCAAAAAUGAGAGCGAAAACCGAACUAUAUAAACAUUGCAUACAUAUGUAUGAGACUAUGUACAUACAUAUAAAGCAAGUUACAUACUAAAAUACUAUUAAAUGCGUACAUAUACAUACAUACAUAUAUAUGUAAUAGUAAGCAUAACUAAAAUUAUACUAUAUAUAUAUUAUAUAUACUCUACAUAUACAUAUGUAUACAUAAAUGAAAUGAGAGCGAAAACGGGCGAAGCGCAGCAAUGUGUUGCAUACUUGCAGGCGUUUGAACAGGCGUGUAAAUGAAUUUCCAGAAAAAAAUAUAUAUAUAAUAUACAUACAUACAUAUAUGCAAUGUAAUUAUUUAUAUGCAUAUAGACAGACGUACAUAUGCAGCAAACAGUUACCAGCAGUUAGUUAAUGAGUUUUUUAUGCUAAUUGUGCAACAACUAUGUUUACAACAAAAUAAUAUUGUACAUGCAACAACAAGCAAGACAAAUGUAUAACACACAUAUACACGCAAGAAGCAAGUAAGCAAAAAGUAAUGUAGAACAAGCAAUGACUCUGACUGCAAUGAGAGAGAAACUCGCGCAUUUUGCAACAACAAAAACAACAACAUUGUAUUAUAGAGCAUGUCGAUUGCAUAGUGUUUUAAGCAUGCAUUGUGCGCUGCGCAUGCGCGAGUUUACCGCUUGUAUUGCAUUGCGAAUUCGCGAAUAUGCAAAAAUGUAGCAUAAAAGUACAUAAUUACAUACACACACACACAUGCAUAUAUACCCUAUACAAUUAACAUCAAACACAAACAAAUUGUAACAACAACUGCGUGUACACGCAUGCGUGAGCGCGUGUCGGCUUAGGGCGCCAGCCGCUUAAAGCUGCCGAGGUGGUAACACUGGUGCGUCACAGCGCAUAACAACAUUUAGCUAAAUUACAAAAAUAAUUAGCUAAGUAAAAGUAAAAAAAAAAAACAAAAAGUAAAUAAAUAAAAAAAGUUAAAUUAAAAGUAUUUUUAUGCGAUUAGCGGGAAUUUUAAGCGUUGCAAAUGUAGUGUGUUCAUAGCUGUAAGCUGUAAACUGUAACAAAUGUAAAUUAUUUUUAUGCAAAAUGCGCGCAAAGUACGCACCAGUCGUCGCACCGACACAUAGGCAUGCGCAGGCGCAUACAUGCAGUGUUACCGUUACGCCGCCGCCGCCGUGUUCAAAUUUUUGUUUUGUGCAUCAAGUUAAAUACUUUUAUUGAAUUUAAAUUGAAUUGAAUUUGAAAUUAUUUU
Bactrocera dorsalis (oriental fruit fly) is the source of this 7293-nucleotide messenger RNA. RefSeq names its product 3-phosphoinositide-dependent protein kinase 1 (gene Pdk1). Gene Ontology annotation, biological process: intracellular signal transduction; peptidyl-serine phosphorylation. Bases 2189 to 4747 code for a protein of 852 amino acids. The record is from RefSeq and is a predicted model, not a curated record. The transcript is spliced from 6 exons. Gene Ontology annotation, molecular function: protein serine/threonine kinase activity; ATP binding. Lineage: Eukaryota; Metazoa; Arthropoda; Insecta; Diptera; Tephritidae.